AGAACAGAGUGGAGAAGGGGUGGAGUGGGGAAAGAAAAGCCGGCCCCUCUUACACCACCUCGACUCCUUGGCACUGAGUGUCAGCAAAAAACCUCUAAUGUGAUCAAGAUGCAAGUUUUCCAUGGACGCCUCGCUGCUCCCUGGCUUUCCAUUUGCCUUUGGCUGCUUCAGCACUUGUCCAGCAAUCCAAGGACGAGGGUGGUGACUGGACUCUCCAAGAUCGCUCUUACUUUUUCCAACUAAGGACUGGAUUUAGAGUGCGCUUUCAUAUAUCAUGUCCCUUGGAGAGAGUUGGAUUAAUAUUUCCUGAAAAGUGGAGGAAUUUCAUCUUGCAAAUGAAUGAAAAGGAAGCCAAUGGAUCUCUCUGGAUAACUGUUAAAACUUGUUUUUUGGAAUAUACAUGCAUCUGCCAGAAAGGAAAAACAAUCCAGAUACUAGAUUUUGUUGUAGGAUGCUGUGUCAUGUUUGGAGAAUCUACAAGAAGUCAAUCUGAGUAUCUAACUUCAUAGGGGAUUGACGAUUGAAUGUCAGUGGUUGGUUUAAUGGGAAUCAAGAGUGUGUAAAUGAUUUAUAUAAAAGAUUUCUGUUUAUACUCUAAACAAAAAUUACAUUAAGCUUUAUGCCAAAUGUGGUAAAAAGCUGAUAAUUCCCAGGUUAUUUGUUGAAAUAGUAACUUUAAAAAAAUGUAUGACUUUUUUCUGAUUCUGAAAAAAAUAUCAUUCAGUUAUAAUUCUGAUUCAUUUUCUUAACAUUUUUACCUUUUGGAAGUCAGUUUAACAGUCACAUUUACAUACUUUACCUAGUGUAAGCUACAGCUAAAGUAAUAUAUUCUGAAGUAUAUUUUUAACAAAAGCAAUAAGCUUACAUAAAAUCAUGUAUUCUGUUAGCAUUGUGAGUGUUACUGGGUGAUGAAAUUCAGCUGAUUGUCAGAUGUUGUAUUUUCCUUCAUCUAUGUAAUAUCCUUUUGUCAGUAGGGGAUAUGACAGCUCUGGUGUCAACAUCCUAAAAGCAGAGAAACACUUUAGAAUCUUUGCUUUGUCAGCUUUAUCUGCUAUAAAAAUUUCAAAGCAAAAACAUCAGUUUUGUCUCAGUGUAGCUGACUGUAGCGGGCAAGCUGCAGAGUGAAAAUGGUAAUGACAUUGUUUUAAAAACAUUUUGGUUUCCACCGUAUGAUCAUCAUAAAGAGGCUCCUUGACGUAUUAUAUUGGUCCAGUUUAUUUCCCCUGUUACUUUGAAUGCAGAGCAGUUGCAAUCCUCGAACUUUCACCCACUGCUUCCUGUUAACUUGAGAAGCAGGACUUGAUUUACCGUACUGUCAUCUGGACAUUCAGUUUCUGUAAACCUAUAACUAGUGAGCACUUGAUGUUUGUUACUCCCAUUUCUCCUCUCAAUUACAGCGGAUCUGUUUAUCUAAUUUUGCCAGCAGCCCUAUGGGAUAAUACUUUGCCUUUCAUCAUGGCUGUUGCUAUUCGGAAAAGAAGUUGGGAGGAACAUGUGACUCACCCGUCGGGUUUACAAUAUAGCUAUGAUGAUCUGGAUCUGGUUUGCUGUCAUGGAGUUGACAGCGAGGGUCUUUGGUUGGACUCUGAGGCUUUAAAACAGGGCCGGCGGACGAGAUGUGUCUCUAUGCCAGAGGGCUGCCAGCUGCCUUCAGAUGACUCAGGUCAGACGCCUUUGGAUGAGUCCUUUGCUGUUAAAGAUGUCAAUGAAUCAGCUAAAAACAAUGAAGAUUCUCUGUUAAAAUUUCAGGAGUCAGUUCUCGAGUUGGUUGCUCCUGAACUUCCAAAGAGGAAUUUCAAAUCAGCACAAAUCUCUGCCCCCAAUACUGGGAUUUCUUCAGUCUUCUAUUGUUACUCAAACAGUACAAUUUCUAGUGUUAAUACUUAUUUUGCAACUGAUAAUCAGACUAUGAAAACUUUCUACAAUAAAGGGGUAAUUGGCACAGAAUGUAGACAGGAUUGCAUCUUCAGUGGUGAUGUCUUAAACAGCCUUAAAGAGAAACAAUACAUUUCUAUCCCUUCAAACAAGGGGCCUCCAUGUUCUGAAUCUGCUGAUGAGCAGCCUGGCAAACUUCCAACUCAUCAGCAGACAAAGGAGAGCCACACUGAGAGUUACAGCAGAUCUCCUGAAAUCUCUGAGGUCACACUGAACCGUGGCACUGCCACCGAACAGGAACCUCAAAGCGACUGUGCAGAUGUUGAAGGAACUAUUUCCACCUCCGACCAAGCUUGUGGAAGGGAACUGUACUUUACGCACCAAAAUCCCAUGGAGGGUGGUAAUGAACUGUCACUGCCUAACAAGUCUUUGGAACAAUUUUUGACUUUUACAAUAGAGGAAAAAUGUGACAAUGGAUUUACCCAAAGCCAGAGCACAGAUUUUAUUCACAAGUCGGGUGGACAAAAUGAACUGGAAACUAAAAGUGAUAAUGAAGGCCUCAAUAAUUUAAGAACUGUUCAAGGCGAGCCAGACUAUUCUAACUGUGCUGAUGACUUAGAUCAGGCUGAUGACUGUGAAAUCUAUAAGGACAUGGUGAACCUUCCCACAUCAGCCCAACAGGAACUUCAGACCCACUGCCCAGAAGUUGAACGGAUUAUCUCCACCUCUGACCAAGCUGCUGUAGAAGGCCCUAUUUUUGUGCUUCAAAAUUCAGCUGAUACAACAGAAGAAAAUACAUCAGUAAAGCAACCGAUUGUGACACUUUCAUUAGAUCCACAGUAUGACAAAACAUCUAGUCAAAGCUGGAGCACCGUUCCUUCUCGCAGACUGGAUGGACUGAAUGACUCAGAAAUUUUAAAUGAAAAUCCAGGACACCCUCAUCACUCAAGAAAUAUUCAAGUGGACCAGGGUUCUUAUAACUGUGCUGUGGCUUUAGAUCACUGUAAUGAUUGUGAAACACUUAACCAGACACUGGUUGAGCCACAUAAUGUUGCAGCAACAGACGAGAGCUGUCCUCAUGUGGAGGAAAGUGCAGAAAAAGAAGAGCCUCCUGACACAUAUCAGAAUAAAGUCAUAAAUCAGUAUUUGACGUUGAUCAAAACUGCUGAACAGCAGAGUACUGGAAAUAUAGAAAGAGAGUCAGUACUAAAAAGUUCUAUUUGGUGUGCAGAUCAUCAGAAUGUGAAAACCUCCUUAAGUAGGUCAGUGGAUGUCAUAGUUCAGAACCCAUUACCGAAAGAGUGGACUGUUUGCAAGGAUGAAGACGUACCUCUCAAUGUUGAAAAUAACUCUUCAAAGCAUGUCGCCAUUCCAGAGAUCCGCCUGGUUAAAGCAGAUGACAACUCUUUGGUAAAAGCUACAGAGCAAGCUGUGGUUGAUAUUAUUGAAAAUCCAGUUUAUAACAUCCAUCUGGAUAAUGAAUACAAGACUACUGAGCAACAGAUGAACCCUCCCUUCCUCUCUAAAGAGGUCAGUGAGUUGCUCCAUGGCAACCAAACCUCUUGCCUGAGUGAAUCACCUUGCUCUGAAGUGGCAGAUGGUCACAACGAACAUCACAGCCCAGGAAACACACUUUCUGCAAUGGGGGAGCUGGAUAAGGCUAUAUUCUCAGCUGUUUCAAGAGACAAGCAACUGUCCAGUUCAGAUAUUGAAGGAACACAUGAGACAGAAAAUCAGAAGGAAGACAGUGUGGUCAAGGUACGGAUGAGAAGGCGUGAACAUGCUCGUUUGGAUUCCAUGGUGCUGUUGCUAAUGAAGCUGGAUCAGCUGGACCAGGAAAUUGAGAAUGCCCUCAGCACCACCUCCUCCAUGACCAGUUCCCCUACUCCUAAUCGCCGUCAUCACCUGGUGACCAAUAAAGAGCAAACACCGGCAGCAUUGCUGACACUCCCACUUCCAAAUGAGACCACUGCCUUCUCAUCAAGAUCUGCAAAAAUCUGCAAACCUAAAAGUGGCGUAAGUCAUGGGGUCAGCAUCUUUGCAGAGCCUGUUAUACAAAUUUGGUGACAUGUUUUUUUGUGCAUUAUUAAAUUAUGUAAUUCACAUUCACAAAAGCAUUAAAUAAGUUGGUAAACAGU
Cyprinodon tularosa is the source of this 4013-nucleotide messenger RNA. RefSeq lists its product as uncharacterized. Lineage: Eukaryota; Metazoa; Chordata; Actinopteri; Cyprinodontiformes; Cyprinodontidae. The coding region runs from base 1363 to 3942 and encodes 859 amino acids. The record is from RefSeq and is a predicted model, not a curated record. The transcript has 3 exons.